GUCCAAAAGCAUUCUGUGCACACACUUGUGUUCAGAUCUUUGAAGAGAACCCAUGAUAUGUUUGUAGCUGAUAAUGCCAAGCCCAUCCCAUUAGAUGAAGAAAGUCACAAAGUAAAGAUGGCAGUCAAGCUGCGUACAGAGUACGGCUCAGUGUUACACAUGCCUACUCUUAAAGAAAACUUGAGAGAGAAAGGAGGCCCAAACACCGGGGAUCCUUAUGGACACAAACAGUAUUCUGGAAAUCAAGGACAAGAACUUGAGUAUUUGAUAACUGGUACACAUCCAUACCCACCUGGUCCCGGUGUGGCUCUGACAGCAGAUACUAAGGUCCAGAGGAUGCCUAGUGAAUCUGCAGCACAAUCCUUAGCCGUAGCACUUCCUGCUUCUCAGUCCAGGUUGGAUACAAAUCGGACAGCUGCUGGCGUGGGUGAUAUUUACAGGCACGCUGGAAUAUCUGAGCGUUCACAGCCUCCUGGGAUGUCUGUGGCUAUGGUGGAAGCUGGUGGAAACAAAAAUUCUGCGUUAAUGGCAAAGAAGGCUCCAACCAUGCCCAAACCUCAGUGGCAUCCACCUUGGAAACUGUACAGAGUUAUCAGUGGUCACCUGGGGUGGGUGAGAUGUAUUGCAGUAGAACCAGGAAAUCAGUGGUUUGUUACUGGCUCUGCUGACAGAACUAUAAAGAUUUGGGACCUUGCUAGUGGCAAAUUGAAAUUGUCUUUGACGGGACACAUCAGUACUGUACGAGGGGUGAUAGUAAGUGCAAGAAGUCCAUACCUCUUUUCUUGUGGAGAAGACAAACAAGUGAAAUGCUGGGAUCUCGAAUACAAUAAGGUUAUCAGACAUUACCAUGGUCAUCUAAGUGCUGUCUACGGUUUAGACUUGCAUCCAACAAUAGAUGUCCUGGUAACAUGCAGCAGAGAUUCAACAGCACGAAUUUGGGAUGUGAGGACGAAAGCCAGUGUGCACACGCUAUCAGGACACACAAAUGCGGUAGCGACAGUGAAGUGCCAAGCUGCAGAACCACAAAUUAUUACAGGCAGUCAUGAUACUACCAUACGGCUCUGGGAUUUAGUGGCAGGAAAAACUCGUGUUACUUUAACAAAUCACAAGAAAUCUGUAAGAGCAGUAGUGCUACAUCCAAGACAUUACACAUUUGCAUCUGGCUCUCCAGAUAAUAUUAAGCAGUGGAAAUUCCCAGAUGGAAACUUCAUUCAGAACCUCUCUGGUCACAAUGCUAUUAUCAACACACUGGCUGUAAAUUCCGAUGGCGUUCUGGUCUCAGGAGCUGAUAAUGGUACUAUGCAUCUUUGGGACUGGAGGACUGGAUACAAUUUCCAGAGAGUACAUGCAGCUGUACAGCCAGGCUCUUUGGACAGUGAAUCAGGAAUAUUUGCUUGUGUCUUUGACCAGUCAGAAAGCAGAUUGCUAACUGCUGAAGCUGAUAAAACCAUAAAAGUAUACAAAGAAGAUGAUACUGCGACUGAAGAAACUCAUCCUGUCAGCUGGAAACCAGAAAUUAUCAAGAGAAAGCGAUUUUAGUGCGGCAACAUACUUAUGCUGUAAUUUUGUUUUGGCUUUCCUGAGAGCAUUCAGUCACAUUUUGUCCUGCCUAGAACAGCAGAGCAGGAAGUCAGCUAAGUCAUUGCUAUUUCAACAUGUUUUACAAUAAAUUUUAUUUCUCUUUC
Molecule: messenger RNA, 1685 nt
Organism: Aptenodytes forsteri (emperor penguin)
Lineage: Eukaryota; Metazoa; Chordata; Aves; Sphenisciformes; Spheniscidae
Gene: PLRG1
Product: pleiotropic regulator 1
Exons: 14
Coding region: 58-1539 (493 amino acids)
Biological process (GO): mRNA splicing, via spliceosome
Cellular component (GO): precatalytic spliceosome; catalytic step 2 spliceosome; Prp19 complex
Molecular function (GO): protein binding
Source: RefSeq, a predicted model, not a curated record